Messenger RNA from Mucor mucedo, 1419 nucleotides. RefSeq lists its product as uncharacterized. Bases 1 to 1419 code for a protein of 472 amino acids. The transcript is spliced from 5 exons. The record is from RefSeq and is a predicted model, not a curated record. Lineage: Eukaryota; Fungi; Mucoromycota; Mucoromycetes; Mucorales; Mucoraceae.
AUGUUUUCAAAAUCCAAGCGAUUCCCUGAAGCUGGCAAGGAUUAUAUUCCUGGACCUGGUGAAUAUGAUUUGUCUAUUGAGGACAGAAACAGACACAAGAGAUUUGGAUUUCUUAGUCAUACUAAUCGAUUUCCCGAUGGUAGCGUUGAGGGCUCAGAAUCUAGUGAAUUUGAUGUCUCGGCACUUGUUGAAGGAUCUAAUGCUAGUAUGUCUAGUGAUACAAGAGUAUCUUGCACUAGCUCAAAUGAUGACAGCACAACACCUUCACCAACCAGAAAGAAAUUACCAAAUCCAAUAGAAACAUCCAAUAGUCAAUUUGAAAAAUAUAGGUACACAAUGCAAAAAGAGAUAGAUGCACUUCAAAUGAAAUCUAGAAAAAUGGAAUCAAAUAUUCAAUCUCUGGAACUCGAAAAGAAUGAUAUCAAAUCCACCCUGAUUUCAAAAGAUUUAGAGCUAGCUGAUUUAAGAGCUAAAAAUGCCACCUUACAAAAGACUUUGAAUCGUCCUUCAAAAGCUGUUCAGUUACAAAAAAAAAUUGACAUGCUUGAAGAAAGUCUGAAUUCGAACAAAGUUCAGCAUGAAAUAGAAUUACAGGAAAAGAAUCAAGCUAUUGAAAACUAUCGAACAGAAGCAGAUAGGAGUGUUUCUGUUAUCGCCAAUUUUGAAAAAGAGCAUGAGGCACUUGAAGCACAAAUAUCAGCAUUGUCGGCUCAAUUAUCGGAAUCUAAAAAUAGUGCAACCAAGAAUGAAUUACAAAUUAAUCUUUUGCAACAAGAAUUAAACCGCAUUCAAAAUAUCAACACUACAUUAAUGCAAGAACUGGAGACCUCUAAAAAUGAAACACAAGAUUUGAAAACAGUAAAUAAUGAACUGAUGACUUUAUCAGAAGAGCAAAAAGAACACAUAAAACAAUUAGAAUCCCGUGCACUUCUCAAAGAUCAGGAAAUUGUUACUUUACGCUCUACAGUCGAGGAAAAAUCAACUCUUUAUGAAAAAGUACAAUCUCAAUUCAAGGCUUACAGACACUGGAUAGAUAAAACUGUCAUUGUAUAUUUAAGAUCACAGAGAAAAUCUGUACAAGAACAUCAUUAUACGGAAUUAAAUGCUUUAUUAACAGAGUUGCAUGAUGCAAAGAAAUUUAUGAAUCAGCAAGCCCAGUACCUAGAUGGAUUAAAAUCGGAUGUUCACUGGUUAACUGUACAAAACAAGCAAUUAAAUGAUGCCUUGGUAAACACGUCUAAAGAUCGUACAGAACAAUAUAAUAUACAUAACAAAAAGACGAUUGAACAUGUUGACGUUUCAGAUACAAUCUCCUAUUCAAGCAGAUCUACUAUUUCAGAUCGCAGCACACCACUCGAUUCGAAUUUGAUCGUGCUCAAUGACUCUGGAUUUGGCCUACUUAUAGAUGAAGCCAAGUAA